Molecule: messenger RNA, 2583 nt
Organism: Sodiomyces alkalinus F11
Lineage: Eukaryota; Fungi; Ascomycota; Sordariomycetes; Glomerellales; Plectosphaerellaceae
Exons: 4
Coding region: 92-2500 (802 amino acids)
Biological process (GO): regulation of transcription by RNA polymerase II; DNA-templated transcription
Cellular component (GO): nucleus
Molecular function (GO): DNA-binding transcription activator activity, RNA polymerase II-specific; RNA polymerase II cis-regulatory region sequence-specific DNA binding; zinc ion binding
Source: RefSeq, a predicted model, not a curated record
CGGCUUUUCCUCCACGUGGCACUCGCGCUCCUCCCCUUGACGCAUCACUUAUAUAUCUCUUCCACAAUCCGGUCGGCGCUUCUGGCUUAUAAUGAGCAUGGACGACACCGCGAGCCAGGCGACUUACCACUCUCGUCCUGACGAUGACGAGGGCCACGAGUCUAACCAAGGUGGGCAGCCCCGCAAGAGACAGCGCGUGCGCCUGAGCUGCCUCGAAUGUCGUCGCCGUAAGCUCUCUUGCGACAGAGGCUACCCAUGCCAAAGAUGCAUCAAGAGUGGUACCCCGGACCGCUGCACCUACGAGACCAAGUCGGGCAUGGUUAUGAACGCUAGUUCGGGCGUGCCACCGGCUUUUGCCCAGCUCGACUCGCGGCGGCAUGGGAGUGAGACGGCCGUUUCAACAAGGGACUCGGACUCGGGUGUUAUCCGCGACGCCGCCAAGGAUUACGACAGGAUCCGCAGGCUCGAAUUGGAGGUCAUGCACUUGAAGAAUCAACUCAACCAACACUCCAACGCGGUCUCCUCCUUCGAUGGUAGCACCGUCGCUGCCAGCAAUUCUCCGCUUACACACAAAGAUGAGAUACCUCACUCACCAACGGAUCCCGAGGCCAACGACAUCGCCUGUCUAGCAUACGCGCAGAAUGACAAAUCGGAGCUGAGAUUUUUCAGGGGCAAAGAGUUCCGAACCCGCUAUUACGGCCCCCAUAAUGCCACCAUGGCUUUCCUUGAGCUCCGCGGUCUUUGCCCCUUCAUGCAAGAGACCGCCGAUGAGUGGCUAAGACCGGCAGCGGCGCAUGAUAUGAAGGAUCGCAAGAAAAGAAAGGAAGACCGUGAGAAGGCAUUCCUUGAGCGCGACCUCGAUCUCGAAGCACUUCUGCCCCCAAAAGCUCUGGUGGAUUCCCUCGUUGAAGUCUACCUAGAGCAAUUUGAGCAGCUUCAUCGUAUUGUGCACAUUCCGACUCUCAAGCGAGAGUACUCACAGUUCUGGGAGGACACCGAGUCACGACAUGCAGCGUUAACAGCACUGAUACUUUCUAUGAUCGCUAUUUCCAACUGUAUCCAUACACACGACACCCUUUGGUUCACUGGAAUGGUAUCCAAUGCGCACAACACCGCAGUCAAGUGGAUCGAAGCGGUGGAAAAGUGGCAGACGCGACAGAGCAUGAAGCACCGCCGUCUCAUCCACUACCAGAUCGCCUGCCUGCUCUACCUCGGCAAGCGCGUCAAUAUUGUCAAGAAGAAGCGGUUCUGGACCAAUUCAGGGUCGUUGAUCCAAGACGGCAUCUCGGUCGGCCUUCACCGGGACCCGAGUCACAUGGGAGGCAAGAUCUCUGUCUAUAACCAGGAGAUGCGGCGGCGCAUCUGGGCCACGGUCCAAGAGUUUGAUAUGCAGGCGAGCUUCGACCACGGUCUACCCACCUUGGUGAGCCAAUUGUACUACGACGUCAGCCCACCGCGGAACCUGGACGACGACGACUUUGACGAAGAAACAACAGAGCUCCCGCCAUCGAAACCCGCCAAGGAGUUCACCUACUCUUCGUAUCAAAACUUGGCCCGGCAGAGCCUACCGCUCCGGAUCGAGCUGAGCCGCGUUCUCUGCGGUCCGCCUGGCGAUCUUGACUACGAACAGGUAAUCCGCUUUACGAACGACAUCACUCGCGAGAUUGACGCCCUCCCGUCGUGGGAUACAAACGGCACCAACGGCCAGGGCGGGAAACGACCGCUCCUGGCAUACACACUGCUACACAUCGAGCUCCGACAGUACAUAAUCCCGCUGCACCAGCGCUUUCUCAAGAUGCGCAAGACCAACCCGAAGUACCAGUACUCGGAAAUCAUAUACUACAACGCUGCGCGCGACAUCGUGCUGCUUCACGACAAAUUGUACGAGCAAGGGGUGCGAUCCUUGAACUUUCUGCGCGAGGACGCCUUAACCACGGCCGUCAACCUCUGCAAGGUGACCAUGCUGCAACCUCGCGGCUCGACACACAUGAUCAUGAUUAACUCGCAACAUACCGUCAAGCUUCUUCAGCGGUGCCUGGCCAUCAAAGAGGAUCGCCUCAUGCGGUGUGGAAACAACGAACCCUGGGGCUACUCCAUAAUGUGCGCGGCACUUGGCUUGCUGGAGCUCCAUCUUGGUACGAAGACGGCGGAACAGGCCAAGGCGGCGUCGGCUGAGAGAUUUGUGAACUUGCAUUACAAGCUAUUAUCGUACCAGGAGCCGCCGGUGGCGGCGCAGGCAUCGGAGCCAUCCAGGAUGCCGGCGAUAUCUAUGGAGGUUCCCGAAGGGGCGAGGUCCGUCGCCCCGUUAUCUUUCCAGGGGGCCUUCCCCAACUUCCCUUCGUCGCAAGGCUCCGGUGUGGAUGGUGCGCCCACACCUGUGACCUGGCUGCCAUCUGCCGUCGACCCAUCGGCGCAAAAUUUAAACCCUGAUUUCAGCAUGGAAUCGCUUGGCCUUAACCUGAACGAACUCUGGGGAGAAGCUUGGGAUAUGCUCAACUGAGGAAGCGGAAUGAGGUUUGCGUCAUUCGACGAUGUACUAUUAUUUAUGGAGAUACGACAGUGAUACCCGUGAAAAAAGAGAAG